UUGUAGAAGCGAUCUGAGCAGUAGUCUGCUUGAGGCGGUGAGAAUGGGCUAUUGAGUUUGUUUGCUGUAGGUUAACGUGAUGUACGCAGAUUUUAUGAGUGUGACUGUUCUUUGUAAAGAGCCCUGGUUAUAGGGUAUGCAAUAACAAUGUCGCAGAAGCAAAUCACUUCUGCGGCAUUUGCGAAAAGGCUAAUGACGCUCUUGUCGGGAUCACGAUUUGGAGAGGUGAUGUGGACCCGGUGCAGUACAAGCGCUCUUGCUAGUGGUCAACUAGUCGUGUAUGAGCCCGUCUCUGAUUUUGUUAGACAUGUUAAGAGAGCGUUGCAGUUAAAGGAACGUGUUGUACCACAAUUUGAGAAAAAUUACUGCUUGCUUUGCGAGACUAGUAUUACCCACAGAUCUCCAUGGGUCAGAUCGCAUUUAGAAGAAAAUGACAAGACGAGAAAUCGUAACGAUGUGCCAGGGUGUACUGCCAAUUAUGAAUUUAAAAUUUCGAGGAGUGUUAGAAAUUUUACGAAGAAACUUGAGUUAUUUUCCAGUGAUGGCCUAGGGAUUAUGAUUUUGAAACGCAGUAUGAGUAGUGCUGUGGCACGAGCUCCGCUAGCAACAGAAGUUACUUGUUCAUCAGUAUUGAGUGUGGUUGAGCCACAAACACCUAAUGAAGAAAGUGGGAAUUUUUCAUACAAGAAUAAUGGUGAAAAACUUGAAAAUGAAUUAGUAAUGUUACAAAAUGAGAAUUAUGCUCAUGCUACCUUAAUUCCUGAACGCAUUCUAAGAUCUGUUGACCAACCUACCACAGACUCAGGAAAGCCAACAAAUGAGAAACCUACAAAAGAGCAGCAGCAGCAUGUUUAUGAGACACUGAAAAAUACACUCCCAAAACUGUUUGUUCAGCCAAUGGACUAUAGUAUUUACCAUCCAGAGAUAAUCUUCGAAAACAACAUAAGAGGAACAAUAACUCAAGGGAUUGUGCCAUAUGUUUGUCAGAUAGCUGCUGUAAGAGUAGUUGGGCACCUCAAAUUUGCAUUCGUUAAAAUGGAUGUGUUGAAGAUAACACUCCACGUUAAAGAAAAAAUGGUAAAAGUUCGCUGGAGGAUUAGAGGAAUUUCUGGGUCAAAGGUGUUUUUGUAUUUUUGGAAGUACAAAAUAUGGAAUAUGGAUGGUGUUAUGGAGGAAUUCCAAGAUACGUGGUAUGAUGGGUUUUCCAUUUAUUGUAUUGGUGAGGAUGGAAGAGUAAUAAAACAUAUUGUUGAUAAGGUAAUGCCAGAUGAUGACACUUGUCCUGCUAAUAUUCAGAAUCCAUCACCCUUGACAGCAAACAGCUGAAUGUAACUAGUUUCAUAUGAGUAAUCAGCCGCACGCAGUCUUCAAGACACCAGCAUUUUGUGCAUUUUGUGAUGAGUUGUUAGACAAAUGUGUACAUAUGAGCUAGCUGUGAUACAAAUUAUAAAUUGUCAGUUUCUACAUGCUCCAUUGUGUGUUGUUACAGAUUAUGGUUCUAUAAAUGUUUGCCACACUUUCAUGUCCUUCUCAAAUGGAAUGAAGCCCAAGCAUUUAUCACAGUCAUAAUUUGAAUGCCUGUUGAAUGAGGCAUGUGACAAGUUAUUUAUUAAACACAAUAUGAAAGUUUUGUUUCAUUAUUAAUGUCACAGACAGAUGUAUUGUUCAAAAUUUCAUAUUAAGUUUGUGAAAAUAUAUGGCUCAUUUGCAAA
Messenger RNA from Schistocerca serialis cubense, 1712 nucleotides. RefSeq lists its product as uncharacterized. The record is from RefSeq and is a predicted model, not a curated record. The transcript has 8 exons. Bases 148 to 1326 code for a protein of 392 amino acids. Lineage: Eukaryota; Metazoa; Arthropoda; Insecta; Orthoptera; Acrididae.